Molecule: messenger RNA, 258 nt
Organism: Blepharisma stoltei
Lineage: Eukaryota; Ciliophora; Heterotrichea; Heterotrichida; Blepharismidae
Source: the annotation of a GenBank genome assembly
AUGAGAGCAGCCCAUGCUAAUAAUGAAUCUGAAAUGAGAGAAAAUUCUGAUAGGUUAAAUCUAACUGGAUACACUUUAGAAGAGAGAAACUUGACAGAAAUCAACGAUAACGCAAAACUAUUAUACAAUAUAUCAAUAAGAUCUUGGAAAGAAUUUCUAAAAGACACAGCCGCACCAAUAAAAAAUUGUCUGGACGAGCUUUCAACUCUGGCCUCCAUUGACAAACCUGAUAUCCCGAGCGAAGAACCAGUUGAAUAA